AUGAAGAUUCUUUGCGAUAAUACUCACGCUGCACAUCAAUUACCACAAAGUCACAAAUUAAUACUUGACUCUCAAAUAUUACCAUCAAAAUUGAAUAUUAAAUUGAAAACGCAUUCUCUCACAUGUUUAAAUGUUCCACUGGAAACAUUUUCUGAUUUUAAACAAAGUUCGGGAGUAAAUCGAAAUGAUAAGCAAAGAACUUUGGCUGGUAGUGUUGAUCUUAUUUCAGAGAUGCAGCAGCAAUUGAACAAUGAAAAUUUAUCUUCUUUUUCAUCGUCUAAACCUUUAAUAAAUAUUAUAUCAUCGGAUAAACAAUUCCCGUCGUCUGACCAACCAUGCCAACAAAUUAUUAAACAUCGUUUUCGAUUAUCAAAUUCCUUUUUAACGCAUUCAUCAAUUAAUGAUUCUGUUGCUCGACUUCGACGUACUCGUCAUCUGCACAAUUUACAUCAAUCAUCAUUCGAAACUAUCGAUAAAGUACCGAAACGAAAGAACUCUUAUCUACUGAGCCACAAUGGGCCCAUUCCGAAAUUUACUUUUCGUGAUCUGCCAUCAUAUUCUCGACAGACAUCAUCAAUUAGCAGAUUUAAACCACCAUCUGAUUUUCAAAUGUCUCCAUAUACUUCAUUGCCAGAGCUUCAAUCAUUCGCCAAACAAAAAUCUUCAGAUAAUAAAACGAUUACUAAUCAUAAAUAUAAACCAUUACCAUCAAGUAAAUCGUCCUCUUGGAAAAAAUCAGGUUCAUGGUCAUGGAAGUCGUCAUGCGAUGCUUUAGAAAUUCAAUCAAACAUAACUGAAAAGCAAACAGAAUUUCGACUCGACGAUCAACAUCAUUCUAAUUUACCUGUUAUUAUUGAAUCACCAAUACAACAACAUUCUUCAUUACAAGCAAUCAAUCUAAAUUCUUCGUCAACAAAAUUAACAGAUAUACAUCGUUCAAAUCCAUCAUUUUAUAAUGAUUAUACUCAACAACAACAACAUCGAUUUCAAAAGAAAAAGAUAAAUUUUCCUCAUUCACCGUCAAACUACAAACUUCAACAAGAUCGAUUUUCAUACCCAUGGAGAACUCGUUAUCCAUCAACACCUUUACUUCCUUCUGCAUCACGAAAUAAAUUUUGCAAUAAUAAGUUUGAUUAUCAUUCAUAUAAUCUAGAUAUAACACCAAUCGUCACGUACGAUAAUGAUGAUGAUACUGAUACAAUUUCAAGGCAUAGCAGUUUUCGUUCAUGUCUUGAUAGUAUCAAUGACUUUUCGGAAAAUAAUAUUAUAGAUAUCUCAUCAUCAUCUUCAUCAUUGAUAUCAUCUUUAGAAAGUUGUUUUCACGAGGUUGCUCCUAUUUAUGAUUUAAAGCCAGAACUUGAUAAUGAAACAGCAAAACGUACAAAAUUAUCCAUUCGACACCUUUGUAUUAUUCAAUAA
Molecule: messenger RNA, 1419 nt
Organism: Rotaria socialis
Lineage: Eukaryota; Metazoa; Rotifera; Eurotatoria; Philodinida; Philodinidae
Source: the annotation of a GenBank genome assembly